AUGCAGCGGCAACAUUCCAGCGGGGCACGUGGGGGCGAGCAGGACAUGCGUUCCCGUAGCGGCGGCGGUGGCGGCGUGAAGCUCAGCAAGCAGGAUGAAAAGCUGCUGGACGAGCGUAUCAACGCCAACACGCUGGUCUACCCCAAACACUCCUUAGUGGCAGUCGCGUUCAUGGCGGCGUUCCAGCCAGUGUACCUGUCGCAUGCGGUGAAUGGGCUCGAUUGGUCACUGCCGACCAACUUCUGCCUCUACGUUGUCGUGAUGCUCUUCACUGCGUACAUGCUGGCGCAGGCGUACAUCGUCAUGGUGGAGAGCGAAUUCUGGCGCCGCCAGCGGCACUACAACGAGGUGCGGGAGAGCGAUGAGAAGCAGCUGCACAAGUUACGACUGCAGGUGGCGGUGGGGUACAGUCUCUUCUUCCUCAACAGCUUUUUCUCUGUUGUCUGUACGACGCUGCACAUUUACAUCUUCCGUCACUCGGACCCACGUGCGAGUUUCAUUCUGUCGCCGACCAUGACGGCUGCGCUGCUGUGGCUCAUUGCGCAGAAGAAUGAGGAAAGCCGUCGCCGCCGUAUGGCGCAGCACAAAUAA
This is a messenger RNA of Trypanosoma grayi, 591 nucleotides long. Its product is annotated as translocon-associated protein subunit gamma. The transcript has a single exon. Bases 1 to 591 code for a protein of 196 amino acids. NCBI's taxonomy places the organism in Eukaryota, Euglenozoa, Kinetoplastea, Trypanosomatida, Trypanosomatidae. Gene Ontology annotation, cellular component: endoplasmic reticulum. The record is from RefSeq and is a predicted model, not a curated record.